AUGCUCAAUGAAAUUAUCGAGAAAGCCGCAUCAACAACGGAUAAGAAUGAUAAGGAAAAAGAAGAAUUCCCUAACCGUUUGCCAUCCUCUCAUUCGAAAUAUCUGACUCAACGAACAACAUUCGGCCGAGUGCGUGUUGAUCUUCCAUCGAAAUCUGAACAGCGUCAAUUGAUCGAAUCGUUGUACAGAAAUUACAAUCCAUCGAGUGAGGAAAAUCAGAAAUUCGACGCGCAAAUCUGGUCAUCCGUUGACAAUGAUAUCGAUGUUCACGAGCACGAUAUCGAUUUCUAUGGUUUAAUCAAUGCACAUUAUCGAAAUUUCCAUUUUGAGGAAAUACUUUCCGCUCCGAAACAACAGCCAACAGACAAUUACAUCGACGAAUUAGCUUUUCCCGAGUUAACUACAAACAAACAACAAUCAAAAGUGAAACACGAAUCUGUACAAAAAGAAACCAUAGACGAAUUGAAAACGGAACAACUGAAUCCCAUCGAUGAACAGUAUUUUGGCACAUUAAAGCAAAUCGAAUAUCAAAACGAACAGAAUACAAAGUCUUUGCCGAUAACACGAAUCGAAAUGCCACCCAAAGACGAACUUAACUAUAUCGAUCAAUUAGUUUUCAGUACACCUGAAAGUCCAACAGCAAAACCAAAACUUAGUCCUCCGAAAGAAACCAAAUCAGUGCAACCGUCACCAACAAAAUCAUCACCGGAGAAACUACUUGACAUCAACUUCCAAUAUCGUGUGACGACGUCUACGCCGAAAUCGUCGACAAAAUCAGUUCCUAAUCUGAAUGAAUCACCAAUGGAUACUUAUAAUCCAAAGCUGGAAACGAUGCGGAGUAUAAAGUCAAAAGAUUAUUUCGACCCGCCACGUCAAUCCGAACUUGAUAUACAAAAGGAUGUUGACAUUGAUACGGCAAAAGCUGCCAAUGAACCUGCUGCACACAUUCGUGAGCAAAUAACAAAAAAACAAAGUGAUCGAGACAGUUUAGGUUAUCGAACAUUCGAAAACCUUGUGCCAACAUGGUGGAAAAUGACGAAAGCUGAAAUCGUUGAUGUUCUAGUCAAACAAAUCUGCUUUAUCCGACAUGGUAUUCUUGCACUUGAUAAACCGUAUGGAUUACCGACAAUAGAUAAGUGGACCAGGCGUUCGACUUUCUAUAGCACACUUUAUACCCCAGAUAAUCGAACGGUUGAAUCGACCUGA
This is a messenger RNA of Adineta ricciae, 1206 nucleotides long. Lineage: Eukaryota; Metazoa; Rotifera; Eurotatoria; Adinetida; Adinetidae. The record is from the annotation of a GenBank genome assembly.